Salvia hispanica is the source of this 1737-nucleotide messenger RNA. RefSeq names its product myb-like HTH transcriptional regulator family protein (gene AS1). NCBI's taxonomy places the organism in Eukaryota, Viridiplantae, Streptophyta, Magnoliopsida, Lamiales, Lamiaceae. The record is from RefSeq and is a predicted model, not a curated record.
AAUCUCUCUCUUUCUCGUUGACCCCUUCUUCUCUCUCCUCCUUUCUUUUACUCUGAUAAAGUUGUGACCUUUUUUUUUUAAUUUUAUAAUUUAGCGGUUGAAUUUUAUUGUAUGAGAACAAAAAAAGAAUAGGGAGUAGUGUAGUGUGCUAAGCUUAUAAUUGUGUGUCUCUUUGUUAUAUGUGUAGCCAUUUUAGCUCAGACAUAACUACGUCAGGAUCACAACUUUUGUAAAGGAAAAGAGCCAACUUGGUUUCAAUUUAUAUAUAUCUCUCACUCUCGCGUGAAUCUCGUUUGUUUUUUCUUGCUACUGAUUUUGCUUUCCCAGAUCUCUCCAUUGCUCGUGAGGGGAAAAGGGUCUCUUUAUCUCUCGCUGUCUCUCUUGAUCUUUCUUUCUUGUACUCAAGAUUGGAUUUUUUUGUGUGGUUAAAAUCAAGAAAUGGGCUGUGGAGAAACCAGGUUUUCUUGAACACCAGUAUAAUUAUGAAGAGUUGGAGGUCAUGGGCAGAGUUUGUGCUGGGAGAUGAAAGAAAGACAGCGGUGGCGAGGUGAAGAGGAUGCUUUGCUGCGUGCAUACGUGAAGCAAUACGGGCCGAGAGAGUGGCACCUUGUUUCUGAGCGCAUGAACCAGCCCCUCAACCGGGACGCCAAAUCUUGUCUCGAGAGGUGGAAGAACUAUCUCAAGCCUGGCAUCAAGAAGGGCUCCCUUACCCAAGAGGAGCAGGCUCUCGUCAUUCACCUGCAGGCGAAGCACGGUAACAAAUGGAAGAAGAUCGCUGCUGAGGUCCCUGGCCGCACUGCCAAGCGACUCGGUAAGUGGUGGGAGGUUUUCAAGGACAAGCAGCAGCGUGAGCACAAGGAGAACAACAAGGUGCCCGAUCCCAUCCAGGACUCGAAAUACGACCACCUCUUGGAGACCUUUGCGGAGAAGCUUGUGAAUCCAGUCACAAUGCCGCCUACUCCCAAUGGCGGUGGUGGAUUCCUCCAACACACGGAACAGCCCUCGUCUUUGCCCCCAUGGCUAGCUAGCUCCAGCGCCUCGUCUCCAUCGGUCACUCUCACACUCUCUCCCUUGACCGUGCCACCAACACCCCUGCCACCAUCAACAAUCCCAUGGCUGCAGACAAAUGAUAGUAACACCUCUCACGGGCUGCUACCCUUUGGGGGGAUUGGUGCCCUUGCCGGGGACAACAACGGGCCUGUCCCGGACCUCAUUGAAUGCUGCCGGGAGCUCGAGGAAGGCCACCGAGCAUGGUCUGCGCAUAGGAAAGAGGCUGCUUGGAGGCUGAAGAGGGUUGAGUUGCAGCUCGAGGCAGAGAAGGCUAACCGGAAAAGGGAGAAGAAUGAAGACAUCGAAGCCAAGGUGAAUGCUCUACGGGAAGAGCAGAAGGCGACUAUAGAGCGCAUUGAGGCGGAGUACAGAGAGCAGAUUGCCGGUUUGAGACGGGAGGCGGAGAUGAAGGAGCAGAAGCUGGCGGAGCAGUGGGCUGCGAAGCACCUCCGCCUCACCAAGUUCGUAGAGCAGAUUGGGUGCCGCUCAGUCGCCUCGUCCGAUGCCCCGAACGCCAGAUGAAAGUGUGUACUCGGAUACUACAUAUACUAGAGAUACCAUUUCUGGGAAGAAUUCAAUAACUUUGUUUAUUAAGUUUAAAAAAAAACUGAAGAACUGCAUAGGAUAUUUGGACUGCCUUUGUAUUGGCUUUGGUUAACUUGGUUGAGGUAUUGUUAUGUUUCUCUA